This is a messenger RNA of Suillus subaureus, 282 nucleotides long. RefSeq lists its product as uncharacterized. The transcript has a single exon. The annotation marks the transcript as partial. NCBI's taxonomy places the organism in Eukaryota, Fungi, Basidiomycota, Agaricomycetes, Boletales, Suillaceae. The record is from RefSeq and is a predicted model, not a curated record.
GACACAACACCAUCUGGUCGUAUCAUGAUAAUUGAACGGCGUUUCGCAACCUGGUUUUCUGGAGGUGGGCAGCCCAACACCUUGGCGCACCACACAUCGGCAUACGGCGAGGGGUCUGGUCCGAAAAAGAUGUGUACUGGAUCAACCUUGUUGAAGUUUUCUUCGUAUAGAGUCAAGAUUUUUGAUAUGUGGGGAUUAGGUUUCGACAAGACGCCACGCAAUUGUGCGCAGUUAGACUUUGGUGCCUCCGCAGCACUGUCAGGAGGAAAAUAUUUCACCACC